Messenger RNA from Geodia barretti, 585 nucleotides. The record is from the annotation of a GenBank genome assembly. NCBI's taxonomy places the organism in Eukaryota, Metazoa, Porifera, Demospongiae, Tetractinellida, Geodiidae.
AUGACGAACGCCAACGACAUUUCGACUAUUGAAGAACAACCCGAGGAUAUGCGCUGGUAUAUAGUGCAUACCUACUCGGGCCAAGAGGACUUGGUAGAAAAGAAUCUCAACCUCCGAAUCAACAGCCUGGACAUGGAAGACCGCAUAAAACAGGUCUUGGUGCCCACCGAGGAAGAGGUUGUUUUCAAGGACGGCAAGCGGCGUUCAGAACGCAAAAAGCUGUUUCCGGGAUAUAUCCUGGUUCAGAUGAGCAUGGAUGAUGAGAGUUGGUACGCCGUCCGCAAUACUCCCGGCGUAACCGGCUUCGUCUCCACGGAAGACGAGCGGGACAGCCGCCCCAAACCAGUACCACUUGAGGACAAGCAGAUCGAGGACAUCCUCCGCCAGGUGGAAUCGGAUUCCACCAGGGUAAAGAUAGCCCUUGAGCAGGGAGAGACGGUCCGCAUCACCGAAGGCCCAUUCGUCGACUUCAUCGGUGCCAUAAACGACGUCGACGAGAGCAAGGGCAAGGUGCGUGUACUGGUUUCGUUCUUCGGAAGGGAAACCCCCGUUGAGUUGGACUUUCUGCAGGUCGAACGCAUCUAA